UUAAUUGUCAAGUUUGAAUUUUGUUUCCCUGUUUGUAUUCAAGUUUGGCAGCAUUUCUCAGGUUAGCUGACCCAUAAUACUCAAGGUGACACUCCUUCCAUGACUUUAUUCACUGCACCUUCACCAAGGCCACGUUCACCUUUAUCAGUCGUGUAAAUGAAGAUGGAAUCGGGACCAGCGCUCACUGAGUGGAACACUGACCUCAUGGACUGCUUUGAAAGUGCCAGUACUUGCUGCUACGGUUUCUGGUGUUGCCCCUGCAUGGCCUGCACGGUGGCAGGGCGAUACGGAGAGAACCGAUGUCUGCCCUUGUGUGACAUCCUUAGCCCUGCCUUGUGUGUCAUUUGCGAGAUCCCUCUGGUUGUGCCCCCCGCAGUCUUGUCUCUGAGAGCAAAUAUGCGAAGCAAGUAUGGUAUCAAGGGCUCCCUUUGUAAGGACGUCAUUGCUUCCUGCUUCUGCAUGUGGUGCAGCUGGUGUCAGAUGCACCGUGAGCUCAAAUACCGAAGCGAAACUCCAACCAUCAUUAACGUGGUUAACCAAACCGUGGUCUCUCAGCCUGCUCCUAUGAUGAUGACCACGCAAGAGCCUCCUCCCUAUUACGUUCCUCACCCACAUUCGCAGUUUCUGAAGAGCUGAGGCCGAUUGUCCUUCCUUUACCGUCAGCCGGUAUUUGAUUUAUUUGUUUACUUCCUCACUUAUUGAAGAAUAACCAUCUCGGGUCACCUCUUAAUUGACCUAUGGGAGGGGCACUGGUUUAAAAGUCAAACUAUGAUUGUAUUAUUUAUCCCUUUCUGUUAUUUACAGGACGUAUUUGUAUUGUACACUUGGUAAUUUGUCUUUAGUGGUAGGUCUGUCAUUAUUUAUUUAUUUAGUAUGGUUACUGUGUAACAAUGACCAAUCGGGCAUGAAGGGCAUAUUCUUUCUUGCGCAACUCCAUGUUUAAUUUUCCGAGGGAUGUUGUCGACGUAGCCAUUUAAAGAUGCUUUCAGAAAUGAUACUUAAAACAAGGCUUGGAAUAUGUUUUGGGAUUUUAUUAAACAAUAACUAUAAACAAUA
Syngnathus typhle (broad-nosed pipefish) is the source of this 1056-nucleotide messenger RNA. RefSeq names its product cornifelin homolog B-like. The transcript is spliced from 4 exons. The record is from RefSeq and is a predicted model, not a curated record. Lineage: Eukaryota; Metazoa; Chordata; Actinopteri; Syngnathiformes; Syngnathidae. Bases 157 to 636 code for a protein of 159 amino acids.